Messenger RNA from Myotis davidii, 2589 nucleotides. RefSeq names its product taspase 1 (gene TASP1). The record is from RefSeq and is a predicted model, not a curated record. The transcript is spliced from 14 exons. Lineage: Eukaryota; Metazoa; Chordata; Mammalia; Chiroptera; Vespertilionidae. The coding region runs from base 350 to 1612 and encodes 420 amino acids. Gene Ontology annotation, molecular function: threonine-type endopeptidase activity. Gene Ontology annotation, biological process: protein maturation.
CGGCAGUCUUCGGCUGUGGGUUUCUCCAAGUCUGAGGCUCGCGGGAGACCCGAGGGGGCGCGCUGUCGCCCCGCGUGUAAUCGAGGCAGGGUGGGGUCCGCAGGACGUUAGCGGUUCCUGCUCUGUCGGAGGAAGAGGACCGAUUAGAAGGAGGAGCGGCUUUUGGAGAGGAGGGUGGAGAGCUGGAGCUGGAGGUGCCCUGGCAGGAGAGGGCACCCUGUUUCCCGAAGGAGGGAGUGCAACUGGACUGGCCUCUGUAGGGGAGGGAUUGAAAGGGUAAUUCCUCUCCUGCAAUUACUUUUGGAUGGAAAUAUGCUUUUUUUCCAGUAGAAGAUGGUAAACUUGGAGAAUGACCAUGGAGAAGGGGAUGAGUUCUGGAGAAGGGCUGCCUUCCAGAUCAUCUCAGGUUUCGACUGUUAAAAUAACAGCCAAAGAGUUGGAAACAAAGCAGUUCCAUAAAGAGAAGCGAGGGGGCUUUGUGUUGGUACAUGCAGGUGCAGGUUAUCAUUCGGAAUCCAAAGCCAAGGAAUAUAAACAUGUAUGCAAACGAGCUUGUCAGAAGGCAAUUGAAAAGCUACAGGCUGGUGCUCUUGCAACGGAUGCAGUGACUGCAGCUCUGGUGGAACUUGAGGAUUCUCCUUUUACAAAUGCAGGAAUGGGAUCUAAUCUAAAUCUCCUGGGUGAAAUUGAAUGUGAUGCCAGCAUAAUGGAUGGAAAAUCCUUAAAUUUUGGAGCUGUUGGAGCAUUGAGUGGAAUCAAGAACCCAGUCUCAGUUGCGAACAGACUCUUGUGUGAAGGGCAGAAGGGCAAGCUCUCUGCUGGCCGGAUUCCUCCCUGCUUUUUAGUUGGAGAAGGAGCCUACAGAUGGGCAGUAGAUCAUGGAAUACCUUCUUGCCCUCCUAACAUCAUGACCACAAGAUUCAGUUUAGCUGCAUUUAAAAGAAACAAGAGGAAACUAGAGCUGGCAGAAAGGGUGGAAACAGAUUUCAUUCAACUAAAGAAAAGAAGACAAUCAAAUGAAAAGGAGAACGACUCAGGCACUUUGGACACAGUGGGCGCUGUGGUUGUGGACCACGAAGGGAACGUUGCUGCUGCUGUCUCCAGUGGAGGCUUGGCCUUGAAACAUCCAGGGAGAGUUGGGCAGGCUGCUCUUUAUGGAUGUGGCUGCUGGGCUGAAAACACUGGAGCUCAUAAUCCCUACUCCACAGCUGUGAGUACCUCAGGAUGUGGAGAGCAUCUUGUACGCACCAUACUGGCUAGAGAAUGUUCACACGCUUUACAGGCCGAGGAUGCUCACCAAGCUCUGCUGGAGACUAUGCAAAACAAGUUUAUCAGUUCACCUUUCCUGGCCAGUGAAGACGGUGUGCUUGGAGGAGUGAUUGUUCUUCGAUCUUGCAGAUGUUCUGCAGAGCCUGACUCCUCCCAAAAUAAGCAGACACUUCUAGUGGAGUUCCUGUGGAGCCACACGACGGAGAGCAUGUGCGUUGGCUACAUGUCAGCCCAGGACGGGAAAGCCAAGACUCACAUUUCCAGACUCCCUCCCGGUGCGGUGGCAGGACAGUCCGUGGCCAUUGAAGGUGGGGUGUGCCGCUUGCAGAGCCCAGUGAACUGAACCUUCAAGCUGAGCAUGAAGCACCUGAGGGCAUUUCAGAACCUGAGCUUUCUGUAUUUUUAACAGAAGUUGGAUGUCCUGUCCUAUCGUCUUCAUUUUAUAACUCCUAUUGCAGCCUCGCACACCGCUGGCGACACUAGUGCUGCCACAGUGAGUGCCAGUGACACGCUGGCCUUUGGUGGGCGGGUGGGCUGAGUGCACGAGUGUGUGCAUGUGUGCGUGUGCAAUGUGUGUGUGUGUGUGUGUGUGUGUGCAGCGUGAGUGCUUGCUUCUCCCUGAUGAAAUAGAAACUCCCCUAUAUUGCAUAACCUAAGACCAGGAAUGAGUCAAUCAUCUUUACAAAAUGUGUGCUUUAACUGUUUACAAGUCAAACCUAAAGUUGCAGGAAACAUUUUUUAUUUCGUAAAGAGGUACCAACUGUCGUCGAUGUAAUGUGUCUGAAUUGAAGGGUAAAUCUGCUUGUUUAAAUGACUUGACAGUGGUAGUGCUCCAUUUAGUAACAGUAAUAAGUGAUAAAGUGUUUUUAUUUGUUAACCAGUUUAAGUGGAUCCUGUGGUGACUUAAACUGUUAUUCUCAUCCCUCAUAUGGGGCAUUUUUCUUUAACAAAGAAUGGUUUCAGUGAAACAAUCUAGCAGAGAAUCAAGGUCAGAACCUUUUAAAAUAAUAGUCUUAUUGACAAAGUUUGUACUUCUUCCCUCAAGCCUUUCUAAAUGUAAUAGCUUCGAGCUGUGUGUACUGUAUUAUGAAAGGAUAUAUAAAGAAACCAUACGGUAAUGCAGUCUUUAAUUUGUGUAUAAUGGAAUGUUAUUUACAAUGUAACACUGUAAAUAAGAAAGCAAAAUUUAUGGGAAAAGUCAAUAUUAUCUUUGUUUCUUGUUUAAAUAUAUUUUUAAGGUAAAGGCACAAAAAUAAAAGAUGCAUAUUACUGGGUAUAGUGUGUGACUCCUCAGACUAAUAAAUUAUCUUUUGAAUCCUA